Molecule: messenger RNA, 387 nt
Organism: Sporothrix schenckii 1099-18
Lineage: Eukaryota; Fungi; Ascomycota; Sordariomycetes; Ophiostomatales; Ophiostomataceae
Exons: 1
Coding region: 1-387 (128 amino acids)
Source: RefSeq, a predicted model, not a curated record
AUGCAGUCCUUCGCUGCUUCCACCCAGCGCCUCCCAACCCCCGUUUGCUCCUUCCCUCCGUUCCAAAUUCCUCUCGCACAUCUCGACCUUCCCUUUUCUGUUUUCCCCUUCGCGACUGCCCUGUUUCUCCUUCCUGGUAUCGAUUCGCUUCUUCCUUUCCUUUUGGUUUCCUCCUCUCUUUUGUUUCUCUUCUUUUUCCUCACCGUGCCGACACUUGCUUUGAUUGACGACGUCGCCUUUCCUCCCCCUAUUAAUGUGUUCGCCUUCGUUCGCCCGCGCGGUUCUGUUCGCAAUCGACCGAUCCGCUUAGAGAUCGAGUUGUGGGCGUGGCCCCAAUCCAACGCAGCAGAGGCUCAGGCGAGGCCACCGGCAUCGCGAAUGAGCUGA